This is a messenger RNA of Ochotona princeps (American pika), 1013 nucleotides long. RefSeq names its product ceramide-1-phosphate transfer protein (gene CPTP). NCBI's taxonomy places the organism in Eukaryota, Metazoa, Chordata, Mammalia, Lagomorpha, Ochotonidae. The record is from RefSeq and is a predicted model, not a curated record. Gene Ontology annotation, molecular function: ceramide 1-phosphate binding; ceramide 1-phosphate transfer activity. Gene Ontology annotation, cellular component: membrane; cytoplasm; cytosol. Gene Ontology annotation, biological process: intermembrane lipid transfer; ceramide transport. The coding region runs from base 225 to 869 and encodes 214 amino acids. The transcript is spliced from 3 exons.
UCGCACCGGCGGGGCGGGGCUCCGGGUCCCGGGGCGGAGCGGAGACGGGCCGGGUGAGCAGCUCCGGCCCAUGGCGGCGGCGGCCACCCGACCGGACGCCGGGCUGUGGCCGAAGACGCCCGCCGCUCACGUCAGCCUCCAGCUCAGCGCCACCCGCGCCUCCGGACCGCCCCGUCCCCGUGCUGAAGUGGGCACUUCCCGGAGCGGCCCCGUCCGGUCUGAACAUGGAGGAGCCUGGGGUGGACUUCAACCUGAAGAUGGUGCUGGUCAGUUUCAAGCAGUGUCUCAAUGAGAAGGAGGAAGUGCUGCUGGACCACUACCUCGACAGCUGGAAAGGACUGGUCAGGUUUCUGAACAGCCUGGGCGCCGUCUUCUCCUUCAUCUCCAAGGACGUGGUCUCCAAGCUGCACAUCAUGGAGCGGCUGCGGUCCGGCCCCCAGGGAGAGCAGUACGCCAGCCUGCAGUCCAUGAUGGCUUACGAGACAGGGAACCAGCUGGUGGAUGUGGACAGGCGCUCCCGCCACCCUGAUUCGGGCUGCCGCACGGUGCUGCGGCUACACCGUGCCCUGCGCUGGCUGCAGCUCUUCUUGGAAGGCCUGCGUACUAGCGCCGAGGAUGCCCGCCCCUCAGUGCUCUGCACUGACUCCUACAAUGCCUCUCUGGCCGUCUACCACCCUUGGAUUGUGCGUCGGGCUGUCACCGUGGCCUUCUGCACGCUGCCCACACGCAAAGCCUUCUUGGAGGCCAUGAAUGUGGGAACCCCUGAGCAGGCUGUGGAGAUGCUAGGCGAAGCCCUGCCCUACAUCGAGCAGGUGUACGAGGUCUCCCAGGCGCUCUAUGCCCAGCACUCCCUGCUGAAUCUGCCUUAAGCCCAGGGUCACCCAGUUCCCACACCCAUGCGGAGCUGGGCCCACAAGCCUUCAGCGGAGCUCUAGGUCCCUAAGAGGGUGUCUGCCACGGCCCCCAUGAGUCGAGCUUCCGGGAACAGAGAUGGGCAGCUGGUUGCCCGCGCU